CUAGAAGACAAUGUGAAGGUGCAUGCACACAGAAUUGUUUUGGCUUCCCGUGUGCCCUCACUGUGUGAUGCUCUGUGUAAAACCCCAACGAAGGACCAAGUUGUGGUGCUGAAGUGGCCCACAGCCUCAUCAGAAAUCGCAACGACGUUCAUCGCUUAUGUAUACACAGGACAACUUGAAGUCAACGAAGCGAAUGCGGCUGGGCUGAUUGUACUGUCACAACAGCUCGCAAUGCCUCACGUGGAAGAAUGGGCAGUGCAUUUUAUGGCCGCCAGAUUGAAUUCUGAAAACAUAGAAAAGCGCUGGGACCUUUCACAAUUGCUGAAAAGUGCCCAUUUGAGUAACGCCUGCCUGGAAUACAUGAAAAAGACAUUUGAGGCCAUAGCUGUCAGUGAUUUAUUCAUACAACUGCCAUUUGAGGCCGUCGUGUCCCUGUUGCGAGCAGAUGACCUUCAGGUGGACAGCGAAGAGACUGUCCUCAAGGCGAUUGGGAGGUGGGUCAGUCCACUGGGCAAAGUGGAUGAAACACGAGUGGUGGACGCGGCAGCUAUGAUGAAGGAAAUGCGGUGGUAUCAAGUUGACGCCGAUUUCCGAUACCGGCUGGAUGAUGAGGAUGGUUUUUGGAAUAAAAAUUUGGAAUGCUCGUAA
Molecule: messenger RNA, 648 nt
Organism: Dibothriocephalus latus
Lineage: Eukaryota; Metazoa; Platyhelminthes; Cestoda; Diphyllobothriidea; Diphyllobothriidae
Source: the annotation of a GenBank genome assembly